GAUAUUUGGAAAUUGGAUCAAAUUUAUAGGUGCGUCAUCCAUUGAUAAAGUAUUUGAAAAAAUAAAAAAUUGGGCCAAGUCAGGGAGGAAAAUAGGCUGGGUCCAAUUAUUGGGUGUACGUGUUCCUUAAUCUAGUCCACUAGUUGUACUAGUUCCUUUCAGGCUCUUUAGCAAGGCUUGGAGUUGUUCAGGCAACAAGUUGUGACGCCACCGAAUCGCCGCCGGGGUAACCCAAUAAAAUUAUAAAAGGCCGCAGGCAGCACUCCUAUUCCUUCUCUAAAACCGUUCUCUUUCUUUUUCCCUUUCAAUUGGUGCAUCAUCACUGAAGCUUCUUCUAUUCAAUCGAUUGUUACUGAGACCAAAAAGAUAGGCGAUUAUGGAUUUAGACGGCGGCAACAGACGCGUCUUCAACCGACUCGGAUCUCCAUCUGCCGCCCCAACAGACUCCUCCAAACACCAGAAAGUUUGUUACCAUUGGCGGGCCGGUAAGUGUACCCGUUUCCCAUGCCCUUUCUUGCACAGCGAACUGCCUCAUUCUUCGGGCCCCAUUACCGCUAACGGAUCGGGUGCCCCCAAACGUUUCGCCGAUGAUUCUGGAUUCUCGGGCCCGGCCCCAAGACGAGGCCCGAACUUCAAUAAUAAUCAUAAUAAUAGCUGGGGGAGAAUGGGGCCUAAUAAAGUGGUUAGAAAAACGGAGAAAAUUUGUAAUUAUUGGGUGCAAGGGAACUGUAAUUACGGAGAUAAGUGUAGGUUCUUACAUUCUUGGAGUUUAGGGGAAAGUUUUACCAUGUUGAAUCACCUUGAUGGGCACCAAAAAGUUGUUAGUGGAAUUGCAUUGCCAGCGGGUAUGGAUAAACUCUAUACCGGGAGUAAAGAUGAGACUGUGAGAGCUUGGGAUACCAACUCUGGUCAGUGUAUGGGUGUGAUUCCUCUUAGUGGUGAAGUGGGUUGCAUGAUCAGUGAAGGUCCUUGGCUGUUUGUUGGUAUACCGAAUAUUGUCAAGGCAUGGAACACCCAAACUAACCUAGAGCUGAGUCUUAGCGGACCUGUUGGGCAAGUUUAUGCUAUGGUUGUGGGUAAUGAUUUGCUCUUCGCUGGUACACAGAAUGGGACCAUAUUGGCAUGGAAAUUUAAUGCCGUCACCAACAACUUCGAGCCAGCAGUAUCACUUAAAGGUCAUACCCUUGCAGUUGUAUCAUUAGUUGUUGGAGCUAAUAGACUAUACUCUGGUUCAAUGGACCAUUCUAUAAAGGUCUGGAGUCUGGAAACUUUGCAAUGUCUACAGACUCUGACAGAGCACACUAAUGUUGUUAUGUCCUUGCUAUGCUGGGAACAAUUUCUUUUAUCUUGUUCAUUGGACCAAACAAUAAAGGUGUGGGUAGCUACUGAAAAUGGAAACUUGCAAGUAACAUACACUCACAAUGAAGAUCCUGGUCUGCUUAAUCUUCGUGGAAUGCAUGACUCAGAGUCCAAGCCUGUCUUGCUGUGCGCAUGCAAUGACAAUUCUGUCCGGCUCUACGAUCUGCCCUCGUUCUCCGAGAGGGGUAAAAUUUUUGCCAAGGAGGAGAUUCGUGCCAUUGAGGUAGGCCCUGGUGGCCUUUUUUUCACCGGCGAUGGAACUGGUUUUAGAGUGUGGAAGUUGGCAGAACCAAUUGCGACGUCCUGAUGCUUUGCAUCAUUUUAUAACAAUAUUCAUCAUUAGGGUUUUUUUUUUUUUGGUUAAUUGUUUUAUUUUUUUUCAUCUUUUUGGCAGCUUUUUAAGUUUGCUGUAGAAAUUACAAGUUAACAGAACAAUUUUGUUCCUGGUGGAAUGUUUAGUAGCACCAAGCCCUUCGCCUUGGUGUGUGCCAUAAGUUAAUAUAAAGAACGCUUAAUAACGAAUAAACUCUAGCAGUCAGACGAUUCAAUAUCCGUUGGAGAUAAUUAGUUGUAAUGUGCCAAAUUGAAUUGGUAUUUUUAGAGGAUGUUGUCUUCCUCACGUAAUUGUUCAUCAAAUGCCUCCAAUAUCUCAUGUGAAAAAAUUGCAAAACAAAAAAUUUACUAGACGUAUAUAGCCAUAGGUUUUUAAAAAGUCCAUUUUCUUAUACAUACCUUCUACUUUUCAUAUGCCACAAUUUUGUUAGAAUACUUUUCCCCCAAUUCAUCUGAAAUGUUCACAUACAUACAAGCAGUAUCGAAGUCACAGAUUAAACAUAACCUUAAUGGCAUUGCCACCACCGAUCGCUGGUUUCUAAAACGUCUUCCACCUCUCUCUGAGAAAACCCAAACCUGUGGGUUAUGAGAGGCUUCACAUCAAUCUUACCGCUUAUUCUAAACUCAAGGCACAAAGGCAGUGUGUUCUUUUACCGGAAGAUUCCAAUAACAUCAACCUUCCUGCAUUUAAACCAUCAUCAUCCAACGAGUGGUGAAGGCACAAAAUAGCAAAGACUCCUGAAAUCAUAGGUUUAAUCUCUACAAAUCACUGUAACACUUUGAUGCAAUUUUCAUUUGUGAGUACUAGGUUCCAACAAUUCACUGUCUAAUUCCCCGACAAUGGAUCACAACUAAACCAUACGUAAUGCUAUAACCAAAAUUUUCAAAUGAGUUAAAUAAAUCAUUAAAAUAAGUAA
Molecule: messenger RNA, 2609 nt
Organism: Durio zibethinus
Lineage: Eukaryota; Viridiplantae; Streptophyta; Magnoliopsida; Malvales; Malvaceae
Product: zinc finger CCCH domain-containing protein 48-like
Molecular function (GO): protein binding; metal ion binding
Source: RefSeq, a predicted model, not a curated record